Molecule: messenger RNA, 618 nt
Organism: Emericellopsis cladophorae
Lineage: Eukaryota; Fungi; Ascomycota; Sordariomycetes; Hypocreales; Bionectriaceae
Product: Ankyrin repeat-containing protein-like protein
Exons: 3
Coding region: 1-618 (205 amino acids)
Source: RefSeq, a predicted model, not a curated record
AUGCCUGAGGAAGAACACGACGGCGCCUCUGUCAAGGAGCAGCUCGUCGCCGCCUGCCGCGGCAACAACACCGAGCUGCUGACCGAAAUCCUCGCUGACCGGCCCGACGAAGAGAUCACCAAACUGCUCAACGAGACGACCACCGUGCUAGGAAACCACCUGUACCACGAGGCCGCUCUACGAGGAAACUAUGAGAUAAUCGACCUCCUGCUCGAUCAGCCAGACUUCGAAUGUGAUCCCAUCACACGUCUCGACGCAGAUACACCUCUCCACUCCGCGAUUCGCUGGCUCAACUCGGAACCCGUCGCGCAACGGCCCUUUGGACUGGCGCUCAUUGAGAUGAUGCUCGAGGCCGGCUCGAACCCGCGCCAGAAGAACAAGGGCGGCAUCACGCCUUUCCACCUGGUCGAUCCGGGAAACACGGAACUCCGGGACUUGAUCCGUAAAUUUGAGUUUGCGACACAGAACAGCGGCGACUACGUCAACGUGGAGCAGCCAAAGGCGGCGCAGGGCAUUGUGCAAGACGAUGAGUCCGACGACGAUGCUGAGUUUAGCGGGAGUGACGAGGAAGAGAGGGCAGAGUGGGAGGGAAGACGAAGUCAGAAGAAGAAGGCAUAG